Pygocentrus nattereri (red-bellied piranha) is the source of this 1210-nucleotide messenger RNA. It is a transcript of the gene rbks, whose product is annotated as ribokinase. The transcript is spliced from 9 exons. Gene Ontology annotation, molecular function: ribokinase activity. Lineage: Eukaryota; Metazoa; Chordata; Actinopteri; Characiformes; Serrasalmidae. Gene Ontology annotation, biological process: D-ribose metabolic process. The record is from RefSeq and is a predicted model, not a curated record. The coding region runs from base 224 to 1159 and encodes 311 amino acids.
UAGUUGGGACUUCAAAGGCAGAAUUAACGCAAAAACAGUGUUGUAUUUUAUGGGUUACCAGUCGUACAGUGUGUUAAAUUAGCAGAUAAAUGACAUUUUGAUUAAACAAGAGAGGACAAAGGCAUCUCUUUUGAGUUCAGCUCUUUCUGUGUGUCUGAGGUUCAGAAAGUGAACUUUGGUUUGGGCUCAGUUUUGCACUGACAGCUGAUACCGACUGUAGGACAUGACUGAAGAAGUGGAUGUUGUGGUAGUGGGCUCCUGUAUGACCGAUCUGGUCAGCCAGGCGCCGAGGCUGCCCAAAGCUGGAGAGACAAUACAUGGUCACAGGUUCUUCAUUGGCUUUGGUGGGAAAGGAGCAAACCAGUGUAUCCAGGCUGCUCGACUGGGAGCCAAGACUGCCAUGGUUUGCAAGGUUGGAAAAGACUUUUUUGGGGACAACUACAUUCAGAAUUUCAAAGACAGUGGUGUAUCCACAGCUUUUGUGGAGCAGACAGCUGAAGCUGCGACUGGAGCUGCUUCCAUCAUCGUAAACGAUGCAGGUGAGAAUGCUAUUGUGAUCGUAGCAGGAGCGAACAUGCUACUGGGGAAAGAGGAGCUGCAGCGGGCGCAGGCUGCACUGGAGAAGGCCAAGGUGGUUGUUUGCCAGCUAGAAGUCAGUCCAGACACCUCCUUAAAGGCCCUGCAAAUGGCCCAGCAGAACCACGUGAAGACCAUAUUCAACCCUGCCCCUGCCAUUUCUGACCUCCAUGCUGGCUUCUACAAAGCCUCUGACAUCUUCUGCUGCAAUGAGUCUGAGGCUGAGCUGCUGACAGGAUGUCCAGUAGCGUCGGUGGAGGAUGCGGGGCGCGUAGGCCUGGAGCUGCUGAAGAGAGGAUGUGCUUCAGUCAUCAUUACUCUGGGCCCUCAGGGCUGCGUGGUGCUGCAGUCCAAAGAUCCAGCUCCAAAACAUGUCCCCACAACCAAGGUCACCAGCGUGGACACUACGGGCGCUGGCGACAGCUUCAUCGGUGCACUGGCAUUCUAUAUUGCCCACUAUCCCACCAUGCCCUUGGAGGAGAUGGCAAGGAGAGCUAACCUCAUUGCUGCUGUGUCAGUGCAGACAACUGGCACUCAAACAUCAUAUCCAUUUAAGAAGGACCUGCCAACGGAGUUAUUUUAAGACCACUUACUAUUUCAGCACUAUAGGAAUAAACAUGCACUUCUACCACAA